Blepharisma stoltei is the source of this 1998-nucleotide messenger RNA. NCBI's taxonomy places the organism in Eukaryota, Ciliophora, Heterotrichea, Heterotrichida, Blepharismidae. The record is from the annotation of a GenBank genome assembly.
AUGUCAAAAUUAACAAUCAAUUUAAGUGAGACAGUUGUCACUGAGCCAAAAGAGCUUCUAAGCCAGUCAUCCAUUAACUCAAACACACAAGACUAUCAAAAUUUAGAAGACAGCGCUUAUGGGAUGAAAGAUGCUUUGUUAGUGAAAUGGAGAGACACGGUAGAAAAUCUAUAUGAAGAAAUCGAGCUGCAAAAGCGGCAAAGAAGAGAAGCAGAGCUUUGAUGCAAAGAAUUAGAAGUAAAAAAUCAGUCUAUUGAAAAACGCAAUAAAGAGCUGUCAACUAAAGUUCUAGCUUACAAAGAGGAAAACGAAUUAGUAAAAGAAAACAAAGAAAAUAUUGAAAAAGAGCUUUCAAUCCUUAAAACUUCAGGAAAUAAGCAUACUCAGCAAAUAUCUAUAAUUGCUCAAGAAAACGAAGAACUAAAACGUAGAAUUGAAAUUUUCAAAGAAGAAUCUAUGGAAAAAAAUAAAGCGCUCCAAGACUUGAAUUUAAAGAUAAGCACAUAUGAGGCCAAAACAUUGAAGCUCGAAAACGAAAAUUCUGAUUUAAAAAGCGAAAUUGAAGAAUGGCAGACAAAAUAUGACGAUUUAGUCUAUAAAUGUGAAAGAUUAACUGCUCAAGCUAAAAUCGCUGAAACCGUCACAGUCAGUUUAAAGCAAGCCCAAGAAGACUAUCAAAAGUGCUUGAGAGAAGAAAAAGAAAUGCUGGAAAACAAAGAAAAUGAAAUGAAAGAGAAAUAUAACGAGUUUGAAGCGAAACUAAAAAAAAGAUAUGCAAUGAAGGAGAGUGAACUGAAGCAAGAGCUUACAAGAUCAAUUGAAGAAAUUCAAAGAACUGUAGAAAUUAGCAGUGAAGAACAUAAUAAAGUGAGAAAUGAAAACAUAAGCCUAAAGGAUUACGUUAAAAAUUUGCAAGAAGAGCUGGCAGGAUCAAAAAUAGAUAUAAGGGCUUUAGAAGACGCCCGACAAGAAAUUGAUACAUUAACUCAUUUGUUGGAAGAUAAGACAAGUCUUUGCGAAAAACAAGAAAUUACUUUGGAAGAAGAAAGCUUAAAUUUCAAAAAUAGAUUGGAAGAAGCCCAACAAGUCGAAGCAAAUCUAAGAAAUUUGCUAUCUGAAAGCCAUGAAACCAUUGAAAAUCUCAAACAAAGUUUAUUGAAUGAGCAAAAACUCCAUGAAGAGUCAGCACAACAUAUAAUCGAGCUUGAAGAAAAACUUGAAAACGAGCAAACAAAAGCCAAAGAAAAAGAAAUUGAAAUAAGUAAAAUCUCAGAAAAUGAAAAAGAACUCAGCAAAAGACUAUCGAAAAUAAGGGAAACUCAUUUACAAGAAAUAAAAAAUAUUCUUGAAUCUAAUGACGAAAAAAUAAAUCAAGCCAAAGCCAAAACUAAACAAAAAUAUAGUAAAGAGUAUCAAAAACGAUUAGACAUGGAAAAAGAAAAAAAUAACAUUUCAGAAAAAGAAAUUUUAAGACUAAAAAAUAUAUUAGAGACACAAGAACAAAAGCUUGAGGCUGUUAUGAAAGAAAAGCAGAUCCUUGAGGACGCUUUGCAUGAAUUUCGAGAGCAAGUAACACAAAUUACAGCACAUCAAAGUAUGCAUAGAACCCAAUCAGAAGAAAUAUCAAAUCAGCUGAAUUCUCAAUUAGUCAGCCUCAAUCAUGAGCUAGGGAAAGAAAAAAAGCAUCGCCUUCAUUUAGAACAAAAAAUGAAACAGAAAAAAACUGAAUUUCAGCAGUUGCAAGAAAAGAUUAAACAAGACAGCUCAUUUUUUAAGCAUGAAAUAGCGAGAAAAGAUGAAGAACUGAUGAAAUUAAAAAGGAGAUUUGAGGCAAAGUUAAGAGAAAUGUGUGGAGAAGUUAAUUUAAAAAAUGAGAAUAUCAGGGGAGAGAUGCUAAAAAUUAUCAGUGAGAUGAAAGAAGACUCUUGUGAAGAAUUUGAGUGUGUUUUAGAAAAUCUUGAAGACUUGGUCUAUAGCAUUCCUGCGUAUAGUUGUUAA